AUGCUAAGACAAUUACAUAAAACUUCCCAUUACAAAGCUCGUUUAACUCGUUUACAUGCUUAUUAUUGUAAUGAUAAAUGCUCUUACGAUCGAACAAUAAAAUAUAUUGAGAAAUAUAUUGAGUUACUAUCGAUGAAGGAUACCACAACAACAGUAGAAACAGCUGCAGAUUUACAUAAAAAAAUUGGUUUAGUUUAUUUUAAUGAAACAGAAAAUUAUCAUUUAGCAUUAAAACAUUUUCAGAAAUCAUUAGAAUUACAUCAAUUAAAUGAUACAACUUAUAAUGGCGAAAAAUCGGCAAGUUUAAAUCAAUUAAUUGGUGCAUGUUAUGGUCGUUUAUGUGACCAUAAAACAUCAUUAAUGUAUUAUAAGCAAGCACUUCUUUUAUAUGAACAAUAUUCACCUACAAUAUCUGAUCGUCAUUCAAUGUUCAAAUGUUUAGCUAUCUUGUAUCAUGAGAACGAUCAAUUUGAAACAUCAAUUGAAUAUUAUCUAAAAUAUUUUAAACUAAACAUUAAGGACGUUUGA
Didymodactylos carnosus is the source of this 528-nucleotide messenger RNA. Lineage: Eukaryota; Metazoa; Rotifera; Eurotatoria; Philodinida; Philodinidae. The record is from the annotation of a GenBank genome assembly.